This is a messenger RNA of Salarias fasciatus (jewelled blenny), 708 nucleotides long. RefSeq names its product protein phosphatase 1, regulatory (inhibitor) subunit 14Aa (gene ppp1r14aa). Gene Ontology annotation, cellular component: cytoplasm. The coding region runs from base 82 to 558 and encodes 158 amino acids. Gene Ontology annotation, molecular function: protein serine/threonine phosphatase inhibitor activity. Gene Ontology annotation, biological process: regulation of phosphorylation. The transcript has 5 exons. The record is from RefSeq and is a predicted model, not a curated record. Lineage: Eukaryota; Metazoa; Chordata; Actinopteri; Blenniiformes; Blenniidae.
UGCGCCGCCGUCGCCUCCCAGCGCGUCCCUCUCCUCCGUGCGUAAAGACGCACGAACCAGUCUGACCAGUCCUGCGCAGAGAUGGCAGCCGAGCGGACCGGAGCGCGCGACCAGCUCCAGGCCGCGGACGCGGGAUGGUCCGAGGAGGACUACGGGGGACAUGCCCCGAAGCGCCACGCGCGGGUCACCGUGAAGUACAACCGGAAGGAGCUGCAGAGGAGGCUCGACGUGGAGAAGUGGAUCGACGAGAGCCUGGACCGACUUUACGCGGGUCAGGAGAGCGACAUGCCAGAGGAGGUGAAUAUCGACGAGCUGAUCGACCUGCCCAGCGACGAGGAGCGAGUCAAGAAGCUCCAGGAGCUUCUUGAAAAGUGCAGGAACUCCACAGAGACGUUCAUCAGAGAGCUGGUGGUGAAGCUGCAGGGCGUCCAGAAGCAGGACGAGCUGCAGAGCGAGGGAAUCGAACACCCGGUCAUCUGCCACAACACCCACCGCCACGAGCCGUACCACUUCAACAACCCGCAGCGAAAACACGCCCCCCAGAACCAGACCCUCUGAGGAGACACACGCACACACACACACACACACACACUGGACUGUUGAGAAAACGAAGAUGAAGGAUCGAGCCACUGUAACGUUGUGUUAACAUUGUCACUUCUGUGUUGUUCAUCACCAAUAAAGCUGAAUAAAGCUCACUAAUAAACUACA